AUGCAUACAGUGCGUGUUGAUGGCAAGAAGGAUGAAAGUACUAAAAAGCAGAAUGUGCUGGUAGAUGAAGCCAAGAAACUUCUAUCCAUUUCAGUACCAAAGGAUGAAAUACAGGAGAGAGUGCUUAAAUAUUUCUCGGAGUAUGGGUACUACAGUGCGUUUGUUAUAUUCAAGAGAGAAAUAGGCUCAACAAUGUCUCCCUCUCCUUUAUUGAAGGAAAGAGAGGAAAUACGCCUUCUUUCUGGAAAUGGAAAGUUUUUGCAGGUACUUGCUGCAACACAAAAACUGCAUCCGUGUCUUUUUUUCAACAGUCCAAGAAUUGCCUUUGAUAUCAUAAAGCAGGAUAUUAUGGAAGACUUAUACAUCCGCAUAGGAUCAGAGGGCUGUGCUCUUGCCCGGGUUGAAAAAGAGCUUUCGCCAAUUGUUCUGGAGAACACAGAUCUUCUUCCUUGCCUUGAGGAAUUAGUAAGCUCUAUUCUAUUCGGCGAGUCUUCUCCUGAAGAAGUCGUGGUUCAGAGAGAUGUGAUCUUUUCUAGUAUCAAUCAUCUUCUUUUGAUGUCUGUUGACUAUGUCAUGCAAAAUUCUAUUAAGGCCUUGUUAAUGGGAAUCUCAGUAGCUUCUGAAACUCCUGAAAUAAUAAAUAUUACAAAAGGGUGCAAAAUGUUCCAAAAUAUACUGAGUAGUCUUUCUCUAUAGACUAUACGCAGAAUAAACAUCUAGUAAAUCCUGGCU
Nematocida parisii ERTm1 is the source of this 732-nucleotide messenger RNA. RefSeq lists its product as uncharacterized. Bases 1 to 696 code for a protein of 231 amino acids. The record is from RefSeq and is a predicted model, not a curated record. Lineage: Eukaryota; Fungi; Microsporidia. The transcript has a single exon.